Molecule: messenger RNA, 1298 nt
Organism: Toxotes jaculatrix (banded archerfish)
Lineage: Eukaryota; Metazoa; Chordata; Actinopteri; Toxotidae
Product: immunoglobulin lambda-1 light chain-like
Exons: 6
Coding region: 87-1037 (316 amino acids)
Source: RefSeq, a predicted model, not a curated record
AUCUCACAGCUCGUCCUCGUUCGGCCUCAGCUGCAUCAGAGAGACACUUCUCCUCAGGUUCCCCAGAGGAAACACCACUGCACAAAAUGCUUUUCCUCCCAGCUGCUGCUCUGUGCUGUCUGUGUUCAGCGCUGGUUGCCAUGGCAGCAGAGCUGAAUCAGUACCAGUUAUCACUGACCAGGAGAGUUGGUCAACCAGUCUCCUUCAGCUGUGGAAUAACUGACCAGUGUGGUAGUGAUAAUAUAUACUGGUACCAGAAGAAAGACACAGGAACAUUCAGAGUGAUUCUGCGUUCUUCUAAAAGCAGCUGCAGGAUAGCUGAACAUUACGGUCAUCCUCAGGAAGAUGAUUUCAAAGUAAAAAGAACACAGAACGUCUGUAAGUUGAAUAUAGACACAGUUAAACUCGAUCAUUCAGCCACCUACUACUGCUCCUGUUAUAAGUCUGGUUCCCACAACAUCUUUGGCUCAGGAACUAAACUGUAUGUAACAGGUGAGCAGGUAGUGAAGCCCGUGGUGAGUGUGUACCCAGCAGCCCCGAGCCACGUGGAGGGGAACAGCUCCCUGCUGUGUCUGGCCUCAGGUAUGUUUCCUCCUCUGGUCCAGUUCUCCUGGGAAAGACAGAGGGAGGACGGUCCUAAGGAGAAGCUGUCUUCUGCCUGGGGAGAGCAGCUGGAGCUCAGAGAGUCGGGACACUCCGCCGCCAUCUUACUGAUCCAUCAGCCAGAGAACAGCACGUAUAAAUACUACUGCUCCGUCAGGCACGAGGGGGGAACAGAGAAGGCCCAGACACAAGAGGUUCCAGCUCCAGCAGCCUCCUGUCCUCCAGAGAGAGAGCCAGCACACCUGGCAGCUCUGCAGCAAGCUGACAUGUCAGUGCUUCCCCUGGAUCCUCUCCAGCCUCAGUGCAGGGUGAAGCUGCUCUGUCUGCUGUACACAGUGCUGAUAGUGAAGAGUCUGCUGUACUGCUGUGGACUCUCUCUGCUGAUGGGCCUCACAAACAAGGGACCGUCCACCAACGGCCCACAUGCUGACUGACUGUUUUCUGCUCCUCUUUUCUCACCGUGGCUUCAUCUCAUUCAUCUCAUUGAUCACUGAUCAGAAAUCUGAGUAAAAUGUUUCUCUUUAUGUUCAGGUCAGAUACAGUCAGUCCAAAAAUAAUCAAUAUAUAUAUCACACUCAUAUUUGCAGUUUCUACUUUUAGAUUCUUUACUAUAGUGUAAUUUUUAUGGUUUAUAUCUGCUCUAAAUUGUGAUUUUCAUGUCAGUGGGAUAUUAAUCUGAAUUAUUAGUUGUCUAG